Molecule: messenger RNA, 1578 nt
Organism: Microsporum canis CBS 113480
Lineage: Eukaryota; Fungi; Ascomycota; Eurotiomycetes; Onygenales; Arthrodermataceae
Exons: 2
Coding region: 1-1578 (525 amino acids)
Source: RefSeq, a predicted model, not a curated record
AUGUCCGCUGCGAAGAAACGACGCCUUCUUCGGGAAGAGAAGGAAAUAACUUACUCUGAUAUCAAAAACGAGGAGGUCAACAUUCUCAACGAACUUCGAUACUUCGAGGAUCAAACCCGCUUCUUCACAGACCUUGCGAAUAGGGAUGGCUGGAUUAAGAGUGUUGUUGCUCAUCAUCUAAACAUCGACCCUUCGAGAUGCGAUUUGGCCGAAUCGGCGGAAUGGCUCAAGGGUAGUUUCAACAUAUGUAUCCCAGUUACUAUUCAAGGCUGGAUAAGAGGCCAGUCUAAACAUCGCGUUCUUCUUCGACUACCUCUUCCAUUCAAAGUUGGGGAAGCGUUUAGGCCAGGUAACGCUGAUGAAAAGAUCAGGUGUGAGGCCGGCACCUAUGCAUGGCUUCAGGAAAAUCAUCCUGAUAUCCCCAUUCCACAACUUUAUGGAUUCUCCCUAUCAUCUGGUGAAUCAUUCACUAUGAUAGGGAAUCUACCACUUCUCACCAGAUUGUAUCACCGUAUAUAUCAUCAAAUACUCUCAUGGAUCAACAGAUUCAUAUGGUCUGAUUAUACAAUUCUAUCUCAAUACGUCCGUCAUCCCAUUGCAACCCCGCCAGACCUCGGAUACAUUCUAAUAGAGUGUAUUGAGCCAAACCGAGGAAGGAUGCUCUCGGAUACUUGGGCUAAGGAUUCAAACAAUACGACCCUGAGGACUACGUUAUUCCAGAGUCUUGCUCGUAUAAUGCUGAGCCUUGCCCGUAUCCCUCUGCCCCAAAUUGGAUCAUUUGUUAUAGAUAAUAACGGCUUUAUCUUAUUAUCUAAUCGGCCGUUAACUCUCGAAAUUCAACAGCUAGAGAAUGAUGAAAUUCCUAUAGAUAUUCCCCGCGAUUAUAUCUACUCAACUACAGACUCUUAUAUUACUGAUAUUGUGGGUAUUCACAAUAACCGUCUACUCUACCAACCAAAUACUAUUAAUAAUGGCUCAGACUUUAUACAGCAGGCAACGGUUUUAACUGGAGCUCGUGUUUCAAUUCCUCUUUUCUUUCGACGAGACUUACGCCGGGGCCCAUUUAUAUUCUCUUUAACUGAUCUUCACCAGAGCAAUAUAUUUGUUGAUAAGAAGUGGAACAUUACUUCACUUGUGGAUCUUGAAUGGGGAUGUUCUCUACCAAUUGAGAUGACCCAUCCACCUUAUUGGCUUACUGGUGAUUUCGUUGAUCAUAUUAAUGAAGAUGAAUAUAAAAAGUUAUGGACGGAAUUCAUACAAAUCUUAGCCCAGGAAGAACGUGAUACCAAUCGACAACCGCAGUUAUCAGCAAUUAUGAUAAGAGGAUGGGAGAUGGGUACCUUUUGGUAUUCACUUGCUCUACAAAAUCCUGUUGCUAUCUUCCGCCUAUUCAUUGAUAGGAUUCAAGCGAAAUUCCUUAGGGAAGACAUAUAUGAACAGUAUCAACAGGAAUACGGUCUCAUCAUGACAUCACACUGGGCAUUUAAUGUCACGGACACUAUCAAUAAAAAGAUAGGAGACCGAAGAGAAUACGACAACAAACUUCGGCACGCUUUCGGUGAAUCAGCACUAUGCUAG